AUGGAUCCUCCUCCCCAAGAUGAAUUAAGACAAGCCAUUGCAGAGCUUACUGCCCGUCUAGGCCACUUAAAGGCUAGGUAUGACGAGGAAAAUGCAAAUAAUGGCAGAAAUAAUAAUAGGCAUGGCCCUUACCCCAGGCAAGACCAUAGAGACAAUGAAGACAACUCUGCUAAGCAUAUCAAAGUAGAGGCUCCUACCUUCGAUGGUGUUAGGAACCCUCAGGUCUACAAUGAUUGGGUGCGAGAGAUGGAGCAUUUUUUUGAGUGGUAUGACCUGUCUGAGGAUAGAAAGGUUUGGUUUGCCAAAAUGAAACUUGUAGGAAGAGCAAAACUCCAUUGGGAUAGUGUUGUCAACCACCUCCGUAAGACCCGCCAAUCACCCAUAACUCUUUGGGAAGAAAUGAAGGCCAAGUUCAAUGAAAAGUACUUCCCAGUCUCUCAUCAAGGCAACUUGUUGGAUCAAUGGCAUGAUUUGAGACAAGACAAUAGGUCUGCUACUAAGUACGUAGAACAAUUUGAAGAGUACAGGAUACGUAGCAAUGCAACUGAGGAUGAGCCAAUUACCUUGAGUAGAUUUAGGAAAGGUCUUAAUUAUGAUCUUCAAAGAGAAUUGGUGGCUCGACAAAUCUCAACUCUUGAUGAUGCUUAUACCUUAGUACAAGAUUUAAAGCUGAUCCUUAGGCCCCAAGGUGGAAGGAGAUUUGACAAUCGCAUGUUGCCUCGCAACAAUUUUGAUGGUCCCCAAGGUAGAUACCUCCAAGAAUUGGAUGGAGAGGAAGAGGUAGAAGAAGUAGUCUAUGAGCCUAACACUGAAGACAUUGUAGAAAUAGGAGAGGAUGAUUCCACCCAAUUAGCUUCAUUAGAGCCCUACCAUCUUUUGAUAACCUCAAUGAAGUCCGAAGAAAGUGAUGAUUGGAAAAGAAAUACUAUCUUCCAAACCUUUGUCAAGUGUGGAACCACAAAUUGCAAGGUUAUCAUUGACAGUGGAAGUUGCAUUAAUGCAGUUUCUUCUAAACUUGUCUCCCUCCUAGGUUUGAAGUUAGUUGCCCAUCUUAAGCCCUAUAAGGACACAUUUUUGGGACGACCAUGGGUCUAUGAUUUAGAUGUCACUCUUUAUGGUCGCUCGAACUCUUGUUCCUUCAUGCACAAUGGACAAAGGAUUAAGCUUAACCUAGUCAAAACUAAGUUUGUUAGUGCAAGUAAGGCUAGAGAAGAGCCCAAAAAGCAAAGUAUGAACCUCAUUAGUCCAAAAGAACUUGAAAGAGCUGUCAAUCAAGACUCCAUCAUCUUUGCUAUGGUUGUUAAGGAAAUUGCACUAGAUAACUUUGAAGAACCAAGAAAAGAAGUAUGGUCAGUGCUUCAAGAGUUCCAAGAUGUUUUCCCUAAGGAGCUUCCAAAUCAAUUGCCUCCUAUGCAUGAUAUUCAACACGCCAUAGGUCUUGUCCCGGGAGCAGCACUCCCAAAUUUGCCCCACUAUAGAAUGAGCCCUCCUCACAUGAUGAGAUGGUUAGAUGAUAUGUUUGAUAUGAUGUCAGGAGCCACAAUCUUUUCGAAGAUUGAUUUGAAAAGUGGAUACCACCAGAUUAGGAUUCGCCCAGGUUUUGUGGUUUCAUCUAAAGAAGUUUCUGCUGACCUACAAAAGGUCAAGGCCAUAAUGGAUUGGCCCGAACCCAAGAACAUUAAUGAGGUUCGCAGUUUUCAUGGGCUUGCAACUUUCUAUCGCUGCUUCAUACGUGGAUUUAGUACAAUCAUGGCACCAAUCACUAAUUGUAUGAAGCAAGGCGAAUUCCAAUGGUCAAAUGUUACUGGUAAAGCAUUUCAAGAAAUCAAGAAGAAGAAGACAGAAGCACCGGUGAUGCGCCUACCAGACUUUGAUAAGGUCUUUGAAGUGGAAUGUGAUGCGUCUGGUGUAGGCAUAGGAGGAGUUCUUAGCCAAGAUUGUCACCCUAUAGCUUACUUUAUUGAGAAAUUAAAUGAGGCUAAGAAGAAGUAUUCAACAUAUGACAAAGAACUUUAUGCUGUGGUACAAGCUUUAAGAUAUUGGAGCCAUUAUUUGACAACCCAUGAGUUUGUCAUUUAUUCGGAUCAUGAUGCUCUCCGCCACAUCAAUUCCCAAAAGAAAUUAAAUGCUUGA
This is a messenger RNA of Quercus lobata, 2133 nucleotides long. RefSeq lists its product as uncharacterized. The transcript is spliced from 6 exons. The record is from RefSeq and is a predicted model, not a curated record. Bases 1 to 2133 code for a protein of 710 amino acids. NCBI's taxonomy places the organism in Eukaryota, Viridiplantae, Streptophyta, Magnoliopsida, Fagales, Fagaceae.